UCGAUUUAACUGCAGAGUGAGCAGGGGGUUGACAGCGUGAGCUUGAGCUUGAGCUCGUUCCAAGAAUGUCUAAGCAGCCAUGGAACUAAUUGACGUUCCAUCAAUUGCGGCUGUCCCAAAAGAUUUGGCCAUACUCCAUUGAGCAACUGGGACAUUGAGACGGUGGUGCUGGUGCACCUAGGCUGCGCGUUUUUACACGCGCUGACAGUGCCGAAACCACUUGGGAAUCUGCGAGAAAUCGGCAAAAAUGGACCACCAAGAAGAAGAUAAGAAGGAUGACGUGCUCGAGGCUCAACUGAAGGACUUGAAGCGGUAUGCCAACGACAUGAAUUUACGCUGCAUCGAAGGAAUGACCGAUCUGCACGUGGCGGCGAUGAAGGGCAGUGUGCUGCUGACAAAGCACUUUAUCAAAGGAGGCCAGAGCACAAACGCCGAGAAUGCAGAAAAAAAAACGCCACUGGUCAUAGCCAUGGAGAACGGGAAUUUCGAAGUAGCCGAAGUGUUGCUUCGCUCCGGGGCUCGGAUGUCGAACUCGAUUGACGCAAUCGAGGGUGCAUUCUAUUCGAUUUUGACGAAUAUCGGGUCGGUGCCCUCGCUCGUUCGCGAGCUCUUUUAUGAAAAAAUCAUGUCGAGAAAAUCGAUCGAGGAAAUCGUGACGAUGAUCGACGAUAUAGAGUGUCCGUUUUCAAACGUGGUCGCCAUGCAAAACGCAACCCUGACCAGGACCUUUAUAGACCUGAGCACAGACAUCGACGACAUCGAGUAUGCGAAAGGCAUGGAGACGGCCGUGAAAUUGCUGGACACAUCGAACAUCGACGUGUUGAUUAACCACGGACCGGACCGCGAGCAGAUGGAGCAGUAUCUCUACCAGAGCAUAAAGAGACUGGCGGUAAGUCGAGAGCCAAACUUGAACGCAAUACACUUUUACGCGUUGAAACUGUGCGAAUGGAACGACUGGAAUCCGAUGACGGUCGGCUGCGUCGCGGAAAUAUUCGAGAGAGCUAUCGCGAACGUGCUGGCCAUAUUUAUGACCCACGGAAUCCACGAGGUCAUCAAAUCCGCGCUUCACGGGGACGUUACCGCGCACGCUUUCGCCAACGGCGAUCCCCAAGUGGUGCUAUUCAUGCGCCGCGUCGUCCAGAGCGGGUACACACCCGAGCCCGGCUUGCGCGGCAAGACCGCGCUGCACUUUGCGAUGAGGUAUCGCGUUCAGGAUAACGUUGAGUUCCUAGUGAGCAAUACGCCCACCUUCAUCAACCAUCGGGACUCGUUGGGCCGCACCCCGCUCUUCGAGCUCUUCUAUUGUACCGCGCACACUCCCAGCAGGAUGCGCUGCCUCUACGGGUUACUCAUGAGCGGCAGCAUUGACGUCCAAAUUUUCGAUCGGGCUGGAAAGUGCCUGCUGGACUUUCGUCCUCGCGAUGAACACGUUACUAGGACUUCCAAUUGGACGGUGAUCCAACCCAUUUUGGCGCACCUUGCCAUGAUCGAAUCGCAAGGCCACGAAAUUGACGAAAAGAUCCACCAGAAGAUCAAGGACGAAGAGACGUUCGCUGAAUAUUAUGCUGAGUGCCAAAGCCAGCUCAAGGACAUGCAGAACACCACGACGUCUACGGACAUGACGACCUAUAAGCUCUUGCUCAUUGAUUUUUUCUCCUCGAAUAUUUGGGUGAGGGAUCACGGUUUGCGAUUAUUGCACGAUCGGACCUACUUACAAAAAUUUCAUCCUUACUACUCGAUCAGAUUGAAAGUUGUCCUACAGCACUGCAUGCAGCUAAACAUCGGUAGAGCCAAGAUGAUCACUUCGCUCUGCAAACAUUUCUCUCAACUGGCAGUUCUUCCCGGAGUAGUAGAUAUCAUCGUGAGUUUUCUUCCCGUUAAUUAUUUAAAAAAGUUAGCUAGAUCUCCAAGUAGCGAGGCUUUUUAGACGAGACCUCUUUGCCAGCGCGAUAUCAAAAUGUAGCUCUGACCACAACUCGUUUGUGUAACUCAUUCGUUGUCCAGACGCGACCGGCCCCCAUCAAAUCAAAUUAUCAAAUUAUUCGUCAUCUCUGCCAUCUGAACCCAUUGAAUAUGUACAGCAGCUCCAGUCAUUUGGGUACUUUGACAAAUGUUCUAUUUCAAAUUGUAUUAUUGACAGCCGAUUUUAAGCGAAGUGCCAAUUUUUUAAACUUAUUUUUUAAAAUCUGCAAAUGCAAAAGAUCAAAGCUUUCG
This is a messenger RNA of Phymastichus coffea, 2214 nucleotides long. RefSeq lists its product as uncharacterized. The record is from RefSeq and is a predicted model, not a curated record. Bases 248 to 1927 code for a protein of 559 amino acids. Gene Ontology annotation, molecular function: protein binding. NCBI's taxonomy places the organism in Eukaryota, Metazoa, Arthropoda, Insecta, Hymenoptera, Eulophidae. The transcript has 2 exons.